Volvox carteri f. nagariensis is the source of this 426-nucleotide messenger RNA. RefSeq lists its product as uncharacterized. The record is from RefSeq and is a predicted model, not a curated record. NCBI's taxonomy places the organism in Eukaryota, Viridiplantae, Chlorophyta, Chlorophyceae, Chlamydomonadales, Volvocaceae. Bases 1 to 426 code for a protein of 141 amino acids. The transcript is spliced from 4 exons.
AUGGCGCUGCUGCUGCUGCUGCUGCUGCUCUUUGCAAUUUGCCAUGUGGUGGUAGUCAUGGAGCAAAGCGAGGAGCUUUCCGAACUCCGAAGUCGGCUCAAGUCGGCGAAGGAGGAGCUACUGGCGGCGGGGUACCGCUGCCGGGAGGCUUCGGAGCGAAUGGCGCGAACAGCGUGCGACUUGGCGGUCACCGAGACGGAGCUCCGGGCGCACAAGGCCCAGCUCCAGCAGGCCGCCACGCAGCUGCAGGAGAUGCAGGCACGGUUGGAGGCGGCGGAGGGCGAAUUGGGCCUUACGCGGAGUCAGAAUCUGAUGAUGCAGAGGGAGGUGUCGCUGCUGCGGCGGCAACUUAGAGACGCCGGGACGCAGCUGGAGGGGCACCUGGCGCAGAGGGCGGCUCGGGAGCAUGGAUACGAGUACGACUAA